Strongylocentrotus purpuratus (purple sea urchin) is the source of this 3613-nucleotide messenger RNA. Its product is annotated as serine-rich adhesin for platelets-like. The transcript is spliced from 3 exons. Gene Ontology annotation, molecular function: protein dimerization activity. NCBI's taxonomy places the organism in Eukaryota, Metazoa, Echinodermata, Echinoidea, Camarodonta, Strongylocentrotidae. The record is from RefSeq and is a predicted model, not a curated record. The coding region runs from base 759 to 3512 and encodes 917 amino acids.
ACACAGAGCUGCCAAGUCUCCCGGAUCCUGCGGGAGACUCCCGGAUUUUGACCCAAUAUCCCGUUUUCCCGACCCCAUGCAAAAAUCUCCCGGAUUUCCAGAUUUUAAGUUGUAUUAUUUUCAUAAACGACUGUUUCACAAGACUAGCAUGUUGAGUUCGUACGUACGUAUACAAACACACGGCAAUUCUGUAAUAUGAAUUUUCCUGUUAUCCAGUCGUCGAAUAUAAAUUUACCGUGAUAUCGUACUUUAUUUAACAGCGUAAUAAAUGAGAGUUACGCCGAACGACUGGCGGGCUAAUCUAACAAACCAUUGGGAACAUGUGAUAAUGUGAGUGGUGUUUGUGUGAUAGCAAUUCGCCUGCUUGCUCUGCCGGGCGGCUUCCUCGCCGGCCCCCGUAGCGUCCCGGUACGUUGGUGCCGGUUUCCGAUCGGUCGCGUCAGAGCAGCCAGAAGUUGCACUGAUACAACAAGCAGACUUUGUCUGCUGCGAUCGGCCCAAAAAACUGCACAUUUCAACAUCAGUUUUUGGAUUGAUUUGGGGACUUUUGCGAUGUGAUUUUUAAGUGGAUUAUCAUUUGAUACCAACAUGGCAGUGUUACUGCAGAGUGGAUUUUGAAGCCGACUUUUUUUUCUGAUCUCCUUUGCCGUUGGGAACGCAUCGAUAUAACUUACAUCUUCCGAAGGCGUAAGUCAACUUUGUCCAAAACAAGGCUGUAUUUUGCUCUCUGUUUGAGUAUUAAAAUAUCAUCCAGGACAAUGUCGAAGUCGAAAUAUUAUCAGAAAUAUAAAGAUGACUACCACUUGGAAUGGCCUUGUGUUGGGAAAUCUACGAAAGGCGAAUACUACGCAUUUUGUACAGUUUGCGGCGCAGAUAUCUCCAUCAAGAGUGGGGGAAGAAAUGAUGUAUUUCGCCACAUCACAUCUGACAAACACAAGCAAACCGCGAAAGCAAGGGGCAAUACAAAAGGAAUACAGAGCUUUUUCAGGUCAGCAGCUGGUGAUGACAGUGCAACCAAGGCCGAAGCUCUGUUUACAGGCUUUCUGGUAGAGCACAAUUUACCAGUUGCUGCUUCAGAUCACGCUGGCCCCAUUUUCAAGAAAAUGUUUCCCGACUCGAACAUUGCUACCAAGUACGGUUCUGCAAGAACCAAAACUUCGUCAAUGAUCCAUGCGAUGAGCAAGAAUACAUCUGCCUUGAUUGCUGAAGAGGCUCGGAAUUCGGUUUUCAGCUUGGCGACUGAUGGGUCAAAUGACGGCGGCUCUGAACAGCUAUAUCCCGUGCUACUUAACUAUUUUGAUGAAACAAAAGAAAAAGUUGUUCAGGCAUUGUUAAGCUUGCCUGCACUUACAGAUGGUGCUUCAACAGGGGAAAACAUAUUCCAGCUUCUCAAUAGAGAACUGUCAAAGGAAAAGAUUCCAUGGAGCAACUGCAUAUCCUUUGUUGCAGACAAUGCAUCCGUAAUGCUAGGUAGACACAAGGGUGUAGCGGCCUUUAUACAGAAGGAACAUUCUGAAUGUUAUGUCGUAGGAUGCCCAUGCCACAUGGCGCACAAUACAGCUGAGAAAGCCUCUAAAGCGCUUCCAAUAGCCAUUGAUGAACUACUCAUUGACAUUUACUACUAUCUGGAUAAGAGUAGUAAGCGCCAGAAAGCUUUAAAAUCUCUACAGAUUUUGUGUGAUACUGGUGUUCGGAAGAUUUUGAAGCAUGGAGCAACUCGAUGGCUUUCUCUCGGGCUAUGUAUUGACAGACUUUUGUCACAGUGGCAACCACUGCAACUCUUUUUUAAAGAAGAGAUGAAGGGUAGCACAAUGACCAGAAGACCAGUUUCAACAAAGACAGGACCAUUAGCUGAGAAGACUGCCAAGGCAUCUAGCACAUCAACCAACCUGUUAAGGGGGAGCAUCAGUUCUGGGCCAGCUGCACCAAAGAAAGGACCAUCUGCUGAGAAGACUUCCAAGUCAUCUAGCACACCAAAGAAAGGACCAUCUGCUGAGAAGACUUCCAAGUCAUCUAGCACACCAAACACUUCGAUGUCUGCACCAAAGAAAGGAUCUGCUGAGAAGACUUCCAAGUCAUCUAGCACAACAAGCACUUCGAUGUCUGCACCAAAGAAAGGACCAUCUGCUGAGAAGACUGCCAAGUCAUCUAGCACACCAAGCACUUCGAUGUCUGCACCAAAGAAAGGACCAUCUGCUGAGAAGACUUCCAAGUCAUCUAGCACACCAAACACUUCGAUGUCUGCACCAAAGAAAGGAUCUGCUGAGAAGACUUCCAAGUCAUCUAGCACAACAAGCACUUCGAUGUCUGCACCAAAGAAAGGACCAUCUGCUGAGAAGACUGCCAAGACAUCCAUUACAUCAACCAGCUCGUUGACAGCUACAUCAAAGCAAUACUCAUCGGUUUCAAGGACUUUGAAAAGGAAAUCAAGCGGGCCUCAGGGUGCAUUACCUGCCAAGCGACCUGUUCUGAAAGCUGGAACCUUGACUGCACCAAUUCUUCAGGAAUCACGUCUGGUCAGAGUCCAUCGUUUGCUGAUAUCACCCCAAACCAAACUGUAUUGUUACUUCCUCAAAUACAGUAACAAGAUCUUUGAUGACAUCAACCUACUCCUACAGAGAGAAGAACCCUGCAUUCACAUUCUUAAUAAGCAGCUUAAUAAAACCUUCCAAGAUAUGCUUGUUAGAUUCGUGCAGCCAACAGUGAUUGUUGAAUGUUCUGAUGUCAAGAAAGUGCAGUAUGGUAAGAGAGAUUGCCAGAAGUCAGAUAAAGAUCUAAUGAUUGGAAAAGAUGCCAAGGAAUACCUGGAGAGUACAACAAGCCCAGAAGAUGAUUCUCCCCUUCGUCUUACAGAUGCUGAUUUGACAUACUUCUACUUGUCGGUGAGGAAGUAUUAUGAAUCAGCAUGUGACUAUGCCUUGAAAACCUGGCCACUAGAUGUUAAGUUCCUUAAGGAGGCUGAAGUGAUUGAUGUCAGUUCCAGAAGAGAUGUGUCAUUUUCAUCUGUGCAAUACUUUGUUGAAAAGUACCCUUGCAUUUUGAACAGACAAUCAGAGAAUGGAGACCUGGACAAGCUUGAGCUGGAAUUUGCACAAUACCAGGUUGAAGACUUUUCAGGGGAACCAGAGAUCCUGAACAAAAACUUGAGAAUAGACAAGAAAUGGUCUGCAAUUUCAAAGAUGGAGGAUGGCAAUGGCUCAAAGAAAUACACACUUCUGAGCAAAGUGAUGAAAUCUUUGCUUGUGAUACCACAUUCCAAUGCUUCAUGUGAAAGAGUUUUUAGCAUUGUUAGGAAGAACAAAACUGAUUUCAGGGGAUCAAUGAAUUUGAAAACACUUCAAGCACUCCUAACAGAGAAAAUUGCCAACACAGAUGUCCCAUGCUACCAAAGGGAGUAUAGCAAGGACCUCCUUAGCAAACUCAAGCAAGCAACCUACCAGUCACUUCAAGGAAAACCCUCAAGCACACCCCAGUCCUUGCCUUCCACAAGUACAUCCCCCAUUUCACAAUAGAGGUAACAGGAGUUCAUAGUCUGAAAUAUGAUGUGAAGUUCAUAUGUUAUCAAUUGUAUGCAAAUAAAAUGUGCCAUAUCAAAGCCUUCCAUUUUGAGAAA